Colossoma macropomum (tambaqui) is the source of this 3215-nucleotide messenger RNA. Its product is annotated as zinc finger protein OZF-like. Gene Ontology annotation, biological process: regulation of DNA-templated transcription. The record is from RefSeq and is a predicted model, not a curated record. The coding region runs from base 805 to 2367 and encodes 520 amino acids. Gene Ontology annotation, molecular function: DNA-binding transcription factor activity, RNA polymerase II-specific; RNA polymerase II cis-regulatory region sequence-specific DNA binding. NCBI's taxonomy places the organism in Eukaryota, Metazoa, Chordata, Actinopteri, Characiformes, Serrasalmidae. The transcript has 2 exons.
GUGGGACAGCCAAACUCACCAUAUUAAAGGUGGACAUAGACGUUUUAGGUGUUUUUGUGAUCAUCUGAAAGCCUCAACAAAAUUUGAACGCUAAUUUUAAUAGAUCUCUCAUAGAUCAUAAAAAGAUAGAUAAUAAGGAGGAUACUGAAAAUAACAACAUAUGGUAUAUGCGAGUGUCUCAUGUAAAUACUUUGCAAUUGACCUAAAUACCAAAACAAUUACACCGGAUAAUCCGAGGUCUGUAAGUGUUCACUGUCCAGUCUGCGAGUUCCUCGCAUUGAGGUCCCAGCAAGAGGUUGUUUGUUAUGGGUGAGAUAAAAGCCUCUGUUGACCAGGUGGUGGCGCUGCAGUACUAGAACUGUGGUUCUCCAACCCCAGCAGAGCGGAGAAGAAGAGUCCCGUCUGCUGGACCGGACUGACAGAAGCUCCGGAGGUGAGCAGCGGUUUGGUUUAACACUCGCUGUCCGCGGGUCGCGUUACCGUUUAUCCCGACAGACACGGCGGAGAAUCUGCUCUGUUCUUUUUAGAAAGCUGGGACACAAAACGCCGCGUGUACAAAAUAAACACGCCCUGAUAAAAAAAACAACAACGACAGAAAAAACAGCUCAGACCAGCAUGAACUCCGGGCUGGUCUGAGCUGGUUUAUGCUGGUCUGCUGGUUUAGCUGGUCCGUUUGGCAGCAUUCAAAAUAAGACAUACUGGUUUGGCCGAAAUGAAGGACAUCCCAUUAUAGGACGUCUCCUGCUUUUCCUAUUAAGUAUAAAUUGACUUUCAAACACAUCAGGAGUUGGCACCCAAAGGAAUAUGUCACUACUGAAAACAGGAGAGAUUAAAUGUGAGAAUGCGGUCUUCAGAAGUUGUUCCAGUUCUCAGCAACCAUCUUUCAGCACUCUCCAAACCGCCACCUCUUCCACCCAAACGGAGAAAAAUACUGCCACGGUAUGUUUUAAUCAGCCGAGUGCUAUCCAACUACAUCGCAUUUUUACAGAAGAGAAACCACAUCAGUGCUCAGAGUGUGGAAAGCGCUUUACCUAUCAUAGAAGUCUCGAAAGACACAAGCGCAUGCACACAGGAGAGAAACCACAUCAGUGUUCAGACUGCGGGAAAAGUUUUUAUCGAAAAAAUAAUCUCCAGACGCACCAGCGUGUUCACACAGGAGAGAAGCCGUAUCACUGCUUGGAGUGCGGGAAGAGUUUUAGUCAUCUGGGAAGUCUCCAAAGACACAAGUGCAUUCAAACAGAACACAAAUCAUAUCAGUGCUUAGACUGCGGGAAGGGUUUUACUCACCUGAGUAAUCUCCAGACACACCAGCGCAUUCACACAGGAGAGAAACCGUAUCAGUGCUCAGAGUGUGGAAAGACUUUUAACGACCACAAUAAUCUCCAGGCACACCAGCGCACUCACAUGGAAGAGAAGCCAUAUUGCUGCUCAGAGUGUGGAAGUGGCUUUACUGUAUACAGUCUUCUCCAAAGACACCAGCAAAUCCACAGAGGAGAGAAAGAGUAUCACUGCCCUGAGUGUGGCAAAAGCUUCAGUUGUCAGAGAAGUGUCCAGAGACACCAGGUUGUUCACACAGGAGAGAAACCGUAUUGGUGCUCAGAGUGUGGGAAGAGUUUUAAUAACCAGAAUAAUCUUCAGGUGCACCAGCGGAUUCACACCGGAGAAAAGCCAUAUGAGUGUUCGGAGUGUGGAAAGACUUUUAAAAACCAGAAUAAUCUCCAAGUACACCAGCGCAUUCACACAGGAGAGAAGCCGUAUUUCUGCUUCCAGUGUGGAAAGAGUUUUGGAGAUAGAGGUGCAUUCAAAGUACACCAGCGCACUCAUUCGCUAGAAAAGCCGUACCACUGUGCAGAGUGUGGGAAGGGUUUUAAAGAGAAAGGGACCCUUAAAAGACACCAGCGUAUCCACACGGGAGAGAAACCCUUCUGCUGUUCAGACUGUGGAAAGAGUUUUAGAGAGAGAAGUACACUGAACACACACCAGCGCACUCACACUGGAGAGAAACCCUAUCAGUGCUCAGAGUGUGGGAAGAGCUUUACUGUACCCAGUAGUCUCCAACUACACCAGCGCACUCACACAGGAGAGAAGCCGUAUCACUGCUCCGAGUGUGAGAAGAGCUUCACCUUACAAAGUCAUCUUCAAAGACACCAGCAAAUCCACACAGGAGAGAAGCCGUAUCACUGCUCAGAAUGCAGGAAGAACUUCAGGCAUUCAAACACUUUAAAGACACAUAAAUGCACCCCUGUGAGGGAUGGUGAUAGUUCUGUAACUGUGGAUCUUGAACCUGUUUCCAGUGAUGAAGCAGAAGAUCCAGCUUUGAUCAGUGCUCCCACAGAGUUUUUAGAGGAAGAGCACCAUUUAGAGUAGGAAAUCGUCCAACUUAUUCACAUUUAUACAUCGUGACAAUGAGAGAUCAUGCUUUAACAGGAUGUAAAGAAGUCCAGAAGUUAAAUUAGAAUUUGGGAGGUGGAGGAGCUCUACUUUUUUCCUGCUGAAGGGCUCACACUACCGCUGUUACCGCUGAGAAUUUCAAACAUGAAAUAUUGAAAAUAUCGAGGCAUCUACAAAAGCUUGCAAACUGGGAAAAAUUGCCUUAUUCAACUGUUCACUCUACACCAUCUUGGAUAUGCAAUCACAAAUCCCAAAAAUGAAAUUUGGGGUUUAAAUUGUGUACAUGAUGUACACAAGUACAAAUGCCAUGCAAAAUGAAUGAAAACAAAUGCUUGUCCACUCCCAAAUGUAAAGCAUGCCAUCAACAGCACUGUUGUUUCCAAGAGGUCACUGACAACCAAACAAUCUAGAGAAGCGCAGCAACAGUAAAGCCUGUUGGGGGACAUUGUUGCUAAAAUUGUGUAGUGUGCACUUACACUUCAGAAACAAGCUAUGAAGUGUUACAAAGGGAGGAAUGUAAAGCUGUUUAGGGGUUAUCUGUCAGUGCACAUGAUCACAUUGAGGAGGGAAAUGGGUUUUAAUAAGACUAUCAGGAAUGGUUUGUUACAUCCAAUGUCACAUUCAUGUUCUAGAUUAGGGUGUGCUCUCAGUUGAUGUGUCCUGUUUUAUUUUAUUCCUGCCUAGUAGUGAUUUUAUUUAUUGUUCUUCAAUAUUAUUCUUGCUAUUUAGUAUUAUUAUUGAAGUAUUAUAAUCAGUAUGAUUGAAAAUGCUCUUGUAAUGCUGAAAUGUGAUUUCUAUUAAAUUUUACAAUGUUAUGAUUUGAA